AUGAGUGCUCAGACACCACCCACACUCCUGAAGCUGGCAAGGCAGGCUCUGCUGAGAGAUGAGACCUUGGACAUGUCAGCUCUGGACAAACUGCCCAUGGAGCUCUUGCCAGCACUGUUCAAGGAGGCCUUGACUGGCAGACACACUACAACUGUGAAGGCAAUGGUGGCAGCCUGGCCUUUCCCCUGUCUCCCUGUGGGGGCACUGAUGAAGACCCCUUACUUGGAAACCUUCAAGGCAGUUCUAUCAGGAGUAGAUACAUGGCUGCAAAGAAAGUUUCACCCCAGGAGGGGAAAACUUCAGGUUCUUGACCUGAGGAAAAAGCACCAUGAAUUCUGGAGCAUAUGGACUGGUGAAGAGGAUGGUGACUGCUCAGCAGAGACCCCAGAUGAGCAGCAAGUAGUGAAGGUCCUUCCCAGAUAUGCACUGAGGCGGUGCCUGAAGGUGGUAGCUGACCUUUGCCUCAGGCCACGUGUAGAUGAAGAACAAACAUGCUUCUUGCAGUGGGCCCAGCAGAGAAAGGACUCCAUCCAGUUCUGCUGUCCACAAAUGACUAUCUGGGCUCAGCCUAUCCACGUUAUUAAAGAGGUCCUGAAUGUUUUUCAUCCAGAGCAUAUCCGAGAAUUCGAACUGAACACACACUGGAAUGUGUUUAUGCUGGCAGACUUUGCUCCUUGCCUGGGCCAGAUGAGAAAUCUUCACAAACUCUUACUGGCACCCAUCUCCAAGAAUGUCUUCAAGAUUAGCAACAGGACAACAGACAGGGAAGACAAGUGUAUCCACAAGUUCAUUUCUCAGUUCUCCAGAUUCAACUGUCUUCAGCACCUCUCCUUAAAGAGUGUCUACUUUCUCAGAGACCGCAUCAAUCAGCUCCUCAGAUGCCUGAUGACCCCGUUGGAGACCCUGUCCAUGACUUACUGUGACAUUUCACAGGUAGACCUGAACUACUUCUCUGAGUGUUCAAAGCUCUUUGAGCUGAAACAUCUGGACAUGAAAGGUGUGCCCUUAAAGGCUUUGGAACUUAUGCCUCUCCGAGUCCUCCUAGAGAAGGUGGCAGACACUUUGCAGUCCCUGGACUUGAAAUGUUGUAGGAUGAAGGACUCUCAUCUCACUGUGCUCAUACCUGCCCUCAGCAAGAGCUCCCAGCUGGCCAAGGUCAAUUUCUAUUGCAAUGACUUCUCCAUGCCCAUCCUGAGGAACCUUUUGCAGCACACAGCCAACUUGAGCAAGAUGAAUGUGGAAAAGUACCCUGCCCCUCUUGAGUGCUAUGAUGACUUCGGUUAUGUCUCCACAGAAAGAUUUGCCCAACUAUGUGCUGAGCAAAUAGAUAGACUCAGGGCCAUACGGCAGCCCAAGUGCAUCUCCUUUGCUACACAUAUGUGCCCUAGAUGUGGAGAGCGCUGUGUCUAUGGCGUGGGAUUCCGACUGUGUCUUUGCCAGAGGAGGCAGCGGUGA
Messenger RNA from Meriones unguiculatus (Mongolian gerbil), 1455 nucleotides. Its product is annotated as PRAME family member 8-like. The coding region runs from base 1 to 1455 and encodes 484 amino acids. The record is from RefSeq and is a predicted model, not a curated record. Lineage: Eukaryota; Metazoa; Chordata; Mammalia; Rodentia; Muridae. Gene Ontology annotation, cellular component: cytoplasm. The transcript is spliced from 3 exons. Gene Ontology annotation, biological process: negative regulation of DNA-templated transcription; positive regulation of cell population proliferation; negative regulation of cell differentiation.